Talaromyces stipitatus ATCC 10500 is the source of this 1437-nucleotide messenger RNA. RefSeq names its product protein-tyrosine phosphatase 2. The transcript is spliced from 3 exons. The coding region runs from base 1 to 1341 and encodes 446 amino acids. Lineage: Eukaryota; Fungi; Ascomycota; Eurotiomycetes; Eurotiales; Trichocomaceae. Gene Ontology annotation, molecular function: protein tyrosine phosphatase activity. The record is from RefSeq and is a predicted model, not a curated record. Gene Ontology annotation, biological process: protein dephosphorylation.
AUGGCACAGUCGCCCAUUCGAAUCGACACGGACAUUCAUGGGACUAAACGAGGACUUCCGUACGAUGGGUCUGAAGGAUCGGAUUAUGUGCCGGUAGGGGACGAGGAUCAGGUAGAUACACAGACAACAGCUCCUGUUCCAGGACUGCCGCCGUUCUUGAAUCUACCCUAUACAGAAAUACGAAAGAAAUUCGAAGAUCUCGAAUGGCUCCAACGCUCACGGAUAGCAGAAGGCGCAAUGUCCAAAGAUCCCUCACACAGAUGGGCUCUUGAGACAAGCCCAGAAGUCAAAGCACGGAAUCGUUACCAGAAUGUCCAAGCUUGGGCGAAUUCGCGCAUCCGAUUAAAGGUCCCUGAGGGACAGUGCGACUUUAUCAAUGCAUCACCAAUCAUACUGAAGGAUUCCCGCACGGGCGAUGAGACGAGGUAUAUUGCUACGCAGGGCCCAAAAGUCGGCGUUCACUUGGCGCAUUUCUGGCACAUGGUGUUCCACGAAAGCGCAGAUGUGGCGGUGAUCGUUAUGUUAACACAGACAGUCGAGGCUGGAAGAGAGAAAUGCGCGCAAUACUUCCCAUUAGACGAGGACGAUGCUGUUAUGACCUUUCCGGCGGAGGCGGUCGAUUCUCCGGGCAGUGAUCAAGAUGCCCAACAGGAAGAGGAGGAGGAGGAGGAAGAAGAAGAAGAAAAAGAGACAGGACAGGAUGCCAACCACCCAGAAAUAUCGGGAAGCAUUACACUUCGCGAGCAUCAUUUCGACGAGGCAUGUCGAUCUGAGAUCCGGAAAUUGGAAUUACAGAUAGGCAACGAAAGCAAGACUGUAUGGCACUUCCUGUUUGGAGGAUGGGCGGAUUACUCAAAACCUGAAGGAGAAGACCGUGAAGCACUUCUACAACUCUUUCAGCGCACAGCGGAGAAGUCAUCCCUGAAGAACCCCCGCAUAGUCCACUGCAGUGCAGGAGUUGGUCGGACUGGUACAUUCAUUGCCCUCGAUCAUCUUUUACGAGAACUGGACUCUGGCGAACUGCUGAGUCCCAAAUAUUUUAUCGAAGACCCGAUUUAUGAAACGGUCAACCAAUUACGAGAGCAACGGAUGAUGAUGGUUUACAAUGAGAUGCAGCUACAGUUCAUUUAUGAAGUCAUUAGAGAACAAAGCAUCCAGAAGUUGGGAGUCUCACUGGGCGAUGAGAUGAGUCUAGACUUGCGGUCGCCCAAAGUUGCGCGAUUGUCGGGGGACGAGAACUAUACAGUUUCGGACAAGCCAGAAUUGGAGCCUAUAACCAACGAAGGCAAUCCGGUUGCAGAAAGCCCCGUGCAGUCUCCAGCGACUUCAGAUGAUGAUUAGCGAGGGCGGCUGAUUGCACCCAAAUACAUUGUUUCCUUACCUACAUACAUACGAUGCCCAUGAUUAUCUAUAGAUCUCAUACGAUACUGCCUUCAU